CCGAAGCGGCCGCGUGUUCCUACCUGAGGAAGGUAGGCAGGGGGCUUUGAAGGCCCUGUCAAGGAAGCCCUUCCGUCCUGAGGCCUCACCUGGAGUGCUGUCACCGCCGGCCAGCCAGAGACACACAGGCAGGAAUGCAGCAGGUGAGACUCGCUGUGGUGGCCGUGGCUCUGUGUGUGACUCUUCGAACCUCAGAAGCCAUCCUGCCCAUCGCUGCCAGCUGCUGCACUGAGGUUUCGCAUCAUCUUUCCAGAAGGCUUCUAGAAAGAGUGACUGCGUGUCACAUCCAAAGAGCAGAUGGGGACUGCGACUUGGCUGCUGUCAUUCUUCAUGUGAAGCGCAGAAGAAUCUGCAUCAGCCCCCACAAUCCCACUGUGAAGCAGUGGAUAAAAACAUACACAGCCGAGAAAAACGGCAAAGGCAACAGCUGCCAGAAGAAGAAACGCCACAGCAAGAGGAAAAACAGACCAUCUCCCGGGAAACCACGGGAGACACACAGCCGUGAAACUCCGCAGUAGAGUUUAGUAUCCAACGUAUAAAGGGAUUCCUUAAGUGGUCAUGGCCAUGGCUGGUCAUAAAGGAGUUUUCCACAUUAGCAGCCCAUGGGGCAAAACAAAAUACUGGUUUUUAGAAAUGCACACUUGUGGGAAGAAAUCUUAAAUUCCAAGGUAAAGACCACCUACAGAAACACCCCACACUUUUCCAGCAGAGGUCACUGACCUGCUGUCCGCAUGGCUGGGGAGGAUCUGGGCCUGGCGAACCUAAAACGUGAAAGCAAACCAGACUUCUGAUUUUUCCUAAUUGUUAUCCUUCCUUUUAACCUCCGUUAUUUCUUAUUAGUAUCAUACUCAAAGAAAGGGAGAAUGGCUGACACAGUCUGAAUGGGUGUUACUUUAAAAAGCUGUUCACCUGCCAGGCAUGGCGGCUAGGCUCGUCAUCCUAACACUUGGGAAGCUCCAGUGGGCAGACUGUGGGUUCAAGCCCAGACUGGCUUACACAAUGAG
Octodon degus (degu) is the source of this 1004-nucleotide messenger RNA. It is a transcript of the gene Ccl28, whose product is annotated as C-C motif chemokine ligand 28. Gene Ontology annotation, biological process: cell chemotaxis; positive regulation of cell-matrix adhesion; immune response. Gene Ontology annotation, molecular function: chemokine activity. The record is from RefSeq and is a predicted model, not a curated record. NCBI's taxonomy places the organism in Eukaryota, Metazoa, Chordata, Mammalia, Rodentia, Octodontidae. The coding region runs from base 135 to 518 and encodes 127 amino acids. Gene Ontology annotation, cellular component: extracellular region. The transcript has 4 exons.